AGCGGGCGGGCCGCGGUCAGGGGCCGCGCCGGGAGGCAGCUCCCCCCGCCCCGCCGCGCCGUGCGCCGCGCUCCGCCCCGGGGGGCGGUGGCGGGAAGGGGCGCCCGGAAGUGUGUGCGGCCAGCGGCGGCCGGCGGCGGCGGCCCGUGGGGUGACUUUUGAUAGAACUAGACAUUUUAGUGAAGGAGCACAGAGGAGAGAAGUCGGGAAAGACCAAAGCUGCAAGAACAAGAGCACGAACGAAAAAGGGGACAAGAAAGAGAAGUGGUUGAAAGAAAAAGACGUGGUGAUGAAAAAAAGGUUCAAGAGAGAAAAGAGAAAGCUCAGCUCCAGAGGAGAGAAGAGAGACAGAUAGAUCGAGAUGAAAAACAUCCCCAAAAGCUGCAGAAGGUACCAGCUGAAGAACAGCAGUGGCCAGAGAAUAUGCCUGAAUGGGAAGAAAGGAAAUCCCUGCUAGCUCAGAGAAGAGUGGAGUCUGUCAGACUGCUUACAGUGCUGUUAAACCGAGUGAAAGAUUUUGCACAGUUGGCAAGUCAAAAAGUGGAUCCUUCGUUGGGCCUAAGGAAGGACGAUUCUUUUCCUGAAACAACAUUAAAAGACACACAUCAGGAAGAGAUAAACUCCCAUUGCCAUACGCACAGAGAGUUGAAACCUAAGGAAGAGUUUACGUGUCAGUUAACCCAAAAAGGUAGCACCUUAUGUAGUGAGGAAGGGGAUGUGACUAACUUGUGUGCGUCCACCUGUCAUAUAGUCAGGACAAUUUUAAAUGAUCCCACUAGAGCCCUGAGUUCUGACAGAUUGACGGGCAGAGAUGCGUACAACUCCUUUGGCUGUGGAUCUUUACUGAUUACAGUUACGCAAGACUGCAAGGUCAUCGAAUCUCUCGAUAGAAGGGACUACCCAACAUUGAAUGUAGUUCACACGCAGACAGUGUCUGAUGAAGACGGCUGCAAAAAGCAAAAGGUCUAUGAGACUGAUGAAUUUAUCCAUUAUUUAUUAAACUACUAUCAGACACCGAGCUAUGCACGCGUUUGCUUAGAGCCAAAAAGCACUGCGAGCAAGUCCUGGUGGAAGAGAGUGGUGUCUGAUGAUGAUAGUGGUUUUCAGAUCAGCUUGAGUAACAAACAUGGUCAGCAUUUCAGAGAAGUGAGUCUUGUGCAAAACCUCAACAAGAGAAAUUGUAGUAGGGAUGAUAAUUAUAGACUGGUGAUCACGGUUGGGGAAUUUGAAUCAACAGACACGGUGUUGAAAAACAAGACCUGUGCGAGUAGGCUUGCAAAAAAAUUGCAAGUCCAGAGGAAUGACUCACUCACUGUUGAUAACUUACCACAUGCUGGACUGAAUCGUUUUUUGGAUGGCGCUGCUGUUAGUCAUGAUAAGGAAUUCAAACUAGAAGACGGUAGAGAUGAAGUUACUAUACCACACAAAAUGUGUAGAUCUGCUUACAAAUUAAAGGAUUUGUUGGAAGAGAUCAGUGACUCAGAGUACUUUGGUGAGGCACGUAGUGGUUCAAUGAAGAGAACAGAGAGAAAGUGUGAAGAAAUUCACAGCAAUUGUAAUAAAGGGUGCUUGCUCCCAGGAGAGGGGGAGAGAAAAUUCCUGGUUUAUGUUAAAAAUGUAGCCCUGGAAGGUCAAGAAAAGGAAUGCAGCAAAUGUAGCUUCUGUUCUAAUUCUGCCCGUGAGGGAUUGGCAAGGCAGUGUGAACACAAGCUUAAAAAAUCAUGCAAGCGGUCUAGUAGUAAAUUAAGACAUGAAGGACAGAAAAGUGAGAGACAAUCCAGGGAAGAGGAGAGAAAUGCUCGCAAAAAGAAGAAAAAGAGAAAAAAGCUUUCUUCUAAUCUUUUAUCUGAUGAAUAUGGCUUUUCAGAGACAGACAGUUGCAUACAGCUGGAGUCACUCAGAAAGAUACAAAGAAAAUGUAACAAAAUGUUCCACAACAAAAUGAAAUUCAAAACACUUCACCCAGUGACAGCAGCACCAGAAGAUGUUACCCCUAGUGAUGGCUCACCACUUCAGGGGACCCUCCAGAGGGCAGGAGAUGAGAGGAAAUUAAUAUUGAGAAGAGAGAUGGAUGCUGAUGUCAGAGGAUGCCCACUUUUUCCUCUUGAGAUAAUUCAGACCAACCCCUGCUCAGAUACUUUCUGUGGAGCAGAACCUGGAAGAGGAUGCUGAACAGCUACUAUAUAAUAGCUCUUAAGCUUACUCACAGAAGUGGGAGAAAGUAAGUCCUUUAGUCAUUAAAAGUUAUCUGAAAUAUUGGGGCUUUUUUUUUUUGCUUAGAUAAUUCCUUCUGUAUGGAGGAGUGGAAUAAUCUGACUGGUGCAAUGAGCCACAAUAUGAGAAUCUUUAUCUGCCUUCUGGACAACAAAGGACCAAAAAGUUCCCCAGGGCCAGACAAACUUUCGUGGACCAGUUGCUAAGAAUUUGAAAAGUAACAGUUUGAUAUCUUGGAGUUGUAUCCAGAUUAAACCUAGGGUACAAUGUAAAUAUCAAAGUUACAGUUUUUGGUAGUAAUGAGUCAUUGGAAAAAAACAUAGAUAUGUAAAUCCUAGAGCAAGCAUACAAAGUGCCUCCUCAAUCAGGUUGUUAAAAUAGUGGGACUUUAAGAUGUGAGGGACAUUUAUACUCACUUGUUGGGGAAUAAUGGAUUUCCAAAUAUGAAAAAAAACUUCUGUAAAACCCACACCGGAAAAAUAUUUAUUUUCUAUUUACAAUUCUACAGAUGUUUCCAAAAACUUGUUGGUCUUUGGGAGGGUUGAUUUCACUAAACUUAUGCUGGAUUUGGUGCUCCUGGGAAUCUGAAUGAGGACAGUCUAAGCAAAGCUCUGAAUCUUGGACAGUGGAAGGGGAAUGCUUGUCAGCAUGUUGACAGCCCACCCAUAUAUGCAGGUUGAAAAUUAGUUCGCAAGACUUCAAAAAUGUGCCCUUUUGAAGGCGCAUGCAGUGAGACAGCUAUUUAGUAUGAGUUAGCCGACAAAUAAUUUCCAGAGGAAAUGUCAAAUGUUGUUAAAUUUCUGCUGCAUGGAGGUAAAAAUGUGAAAAUGCAGUCUAGGAGCUUGAGUUAUAUCCAUAUUUAUUCAGCUGGCUAUAUUUAGAGGACAGCCACAAUUGCUUUUGGACAAAGUCCCUUAGGAAAAUAGAGAUGGAACAGUUCUAAGUUGAAUACACUGAUUAUUUCCGCUUUCAUUUUAGUAUGCUUUAUUUAUUACAUGUCAAUAUACUAAAUUAAUGUGAUGAUAUUGCCUUCAUUAUACAGUAUCUUACCCAUGUUUGUAACUUCUGCUCUAAUAAAUAGUAAUUAAAAAAGUUUGUAAUUGUUCAUGGUAGAUUGGUUUUCCCCUACUGUGUUCGAUAUUGGUGAUUCCUACAGGCUUCUAAGCCAGGCUUUAUAUGUCUUCUCUGUUCACAUGUUCAGAUGUUGAGUGCCUUUUCAGGAUCAUGAAUGACAAAUGGUUGCUACUUAGACAAAGUACUGUUAAUCUAUUACUUUUAUCUAAAAAGAUCUUAUUUUCUUGACAAAAAUAUUUUCUGACUAUUUUGGAGAACAUCUAUGCCCGUCUUUAGUCUGCUUUUUAGUAUUUUAUACAGUUGUAAUGAAGAUCAACUAUUGUAUUUGUUGACCGUGUAAAAUGUUUCAGUUGCACUGAUAUGACAUACCAAGGGUGUUUUUCUCUAUGCAAUAUUUACAGAUUAAAAAAAAAGAUGGCAAAACUUCCCCUUCUGAUCUCUAGACAGUUCUGUGUGCAUAAAUAUGCAUUUCCCAUGAGAUGGUCUUUCACUUGCAGGUGAGGAAGUGGUUCUUUUUUAUCUAAGGGAGCAGGAACUAAGGAUUUCCUUCAGUGUAAAUUUCUGGUUUUGUUUUUUGUUUUUUUUUCCAACAUGUUGUCACAAUAUUCAGUAACAAAUAAAUACACCGAUUCUGUAACUGCUUCUCGCAUUCACCUAUAUUGAUUGAAAUUAAUAAAGCAAAUCCUCUAUCUCCA
Molecule: messenger RNA, 3983 nt
Organism: Dromaius novaehollandiae (emu)
Lineage: Eukaryota; Metazoa; Chordata; Aves; Casuariiformes; Dromaiidae
Product: A-kinase anchor protein 17B
Exons: 5
Coding region: 424-2172 (582 amino acids)
Biological process (GO): regulation of RNA splicing
Cellular component (GO): nuclear speck; cytosol
Molecular function (GO): protein kinase A binding; RNA binding
Source: RefSeq, a predicted model, not a curated record